Messenger RNA from Cottoperca gobio, 2051 nucleotides. It is a transcript of the gene tbce, whose product is annotated as tubulin folding cofactor E. NCBI's taxonomy places the organism in Eukaryota, Metazoa, Chordata, Actinopteri, Perciformes, Bovichtidae. The record is from RefSeq and is a predicted model, not a curated record. Gene Ontology annotation, molecular function: protein binding. Gene Ontology annotation, biological process: cytoskeleton organization. The transcript is spliced from 17 exons. The coding region runs from base 150 to 1697 and encodes 515 amino acids.
AGCUCUCCGUUCCGGUGAGCUAGAUACGUCAAAUAUUGUGGGUAGUAAACAGAGACGGUUUAGUUAAAGAGGACUUUUUGCUGUGUACUCGCUUAGAAGCUAAAACGCUUCAAAAGCUACAUUUUAAAACGUCUCAGAAGACGGUUUCGAUGGGUGUCGACCAGCCGGCGGACGCGGUGGGCAGGCUGGUGUCCUGCGACGGGGAGCGGGCCACGGUCCGCUAUGUGGGCCCGGUGCCCCCGACGGCAGGGCUGUGGUUCGGCGUGGAAUGGGAUAACCCAGAGAGAGGGAAACACGACGGCAGCCAUGAGGGAGUCCAGUAUUUCACAUGCAGACACCCUAAAGGAGGCUCCUUCGUCCGUCCAGUGAAGGUGAGCUUCGGAGUGGACUACCUGACCGCGGUGAAACAGGUGUACCAGAUCGACUUUGAGGAGGUGCUGAGUGAGGACAUCUCCAUCUCCUCCAAGAAGCUCAAGUGGGGGAACAUCAAGGACCGCAGUUUUGAGAAUCUUCCGUCAGUGUUGCUGUGUCACAGUGAAGUGAACGGAGCUGGAGCCGAAGGAGAGAUCAGGAGAACAACGCCGAACGUGCAGUGGUUGGACCUGAGUGGGACUCUGCUGUGCUGCUGGGAGGACGUGGCUGCCAUCACUCAACAGCUGGACACACUGGAGGGACUGCAGCUCAGCAACAACAGUCUGCGUUUGCCCUCUGACCUCCCGUCUCUCUGCCAGGCUUUCUGCAGCCUCAGAGUCCUCGCCCUCAACAGCUGCGACCUCACCUGGCCGCAGAUCCUGGAGUGCGCCCCCAUGUGGCCACAGCUGGAGGAUCUGUGUGUAGAAGAAAACAACAUCACUGAGCUGCAGAGGCCUGAAGGAGUUCUGCAGUCACUGACGAGUCUCAAUGUGUCCUUUAAUCCUUUAGUGCAGCACAGUGUGCUCAGUAUAGCUGCUCUGCCCAGACUGGAGAAGCUGAACUUGUCUAAGACCGGACUGUCUGACAUUCGCUUUGACGAUGCUGCUCCUGGAUCUCAAACAGACAUGUUCUCAGCGCUGCAGAAUCUCAAGCUGGACCACAACAACAUCUCUGAGUGGUGUGUGGUGGAUGAACUGGGGAAGCUUCCCAGUCUGGUUAACCUUUCAUGUCGCGGCAACCGACUGGUGAGCAGUGAUGGAAACCCCCGAACAGCCAGUCAGCUGGUCAUCGCCAAACUGGGAAAACUGGACGUCCUGGACAGCUGUGAGAUCCAUCCUGACGAGCGGAGGGGGGCGGAGCUCGACUACAUCAAGAUGUUUGGAGAGGAGUGGCUGAAGGCCGGUGGGGGGAGUCAGCCCAGCGCCGAGUUCAUCCGUCAGCACCCCCGUUACCUGCGGCUCAUCGACAAGUACGGCGCUCCGGAGGAAGGCGAGCUGAGGAAGCCGGUGCCGUUUGCCCUGAAAAAUCAGCUGUUAAAGAUUCAUUUUGUGUUUCCUGAUGACGCCGACCGGAAGCCGAUUGAGAAGAAACUUCCAGCCUCCAUGGUUGUUCAGAAGGUGAAGGGACUCCUGUACAGGCUGCUGAAGGUUCCUGCUGCAGAUCUGAAGCUCACCUACACCAGCCCCAAGAUGAUGGGGACAGAGUUUGAGAUUGACGGCGACCUGAAGACUCUUCAGUUUUACUCCAUAGAGGACGGAGACCAGGUGCUGGUGCGCUGGUCCUGAUGAGGAACCAGGAAGUGAAGAACCGGCUCCGCAGCAGAGACGCAACAGAAGCUUCCGGGACUAAAACUGAACUUCAGCUGCUUCGCGUGUCGCGCUGAGAUCCAGCAGCAGAGGACUCACAGACUCACACUGAGAGCUGGAUCUACUUCACGACGACGCUCUCGCUGGAUCUGUUGUUUCAGAAAUUAAAAACCGCACACGGGUGCAAAUCGGUGUUUCCAAUAACGCAUGGCAAUGUGUCCGCUUCCACUUCCUUCAGGACUCCAUCCAGAGUCAUCAAAUAGUCUCCGAGUGAAAUCUAAAGAUGAAAUAACAAAUCUAUUUUAAAUGAAUAAACAACAAACAGACCUUUCA